AGACGGCGAUGCGCCGUGAUCGAGUUCUUCUCGAACUGCACAAAGUUUGGUGAAGAAAAUCAAGAGAAACAAGAGUGAUGAUGAUGACGUUCUUGUUGCGUGGUAGCGAUUGGUUGACACGCGUCAUACCUUCUUAAUUAACAUCAAUUUAAUUUCCUUUAUUAUUUACUCUAUUGCAUCACAGUCUAUAAGCUAUGAUCUGAAAAAAAUAAAAAAGCGUUUUCUCUUCUUCUUCUUUAAGCUUUCACAGUUACCCAAAAGUGAAGUAUACGCGUAACCUUAUUUCGCUGGAUUAUACUUUGAAUCAUGGCCGUUGAUUCGACUGACCGGCGAGAAGUCAUCCUCAAAAUCAACGAUCAUCCCGAGAACGCAACCACCACCAAUGGAGCCUCCGGCGAGACUCCCGGCAAGAUAUGGAGAGACGGAAGCUACGAUUUCUGGACCGACGGCCACGACGGCAACCUCCACAAAGGCGUCAACCCCCCCGAAGGCGAGAGAUCCUCCGCCGCGGCCUCCGAGGAAGGCAAAGACAACGAGCCGUUCGAGUUCCGACGCGGCGGCGAUGAUCCUCCGACGAAGCUCAUCGGUCAGUUCCUCCACAAACAGCAAGCCUCCGGCGAGAUUUCCCUCGACAUGGACCUGAGCAUGGACGAGCUUCAGAACCAGUCCAAAGGCUUGACUCCCGUCUCCGAAUCUCCGGCGUCGGCGAAGGCUAACAACAACAACAACGGAGAAGUCGUCGUCAAGUGUAGCGGAGCCGCCGCCGCUCCGAGUCAGAGAAGCUCCACGAACUUGCUCAAGAUGAGGACUAGGUCGCGCCUCUCCGAUCCGCCGACGCCGAAGCCUCCGCUGCCUCCCUCGGGUCGGAUCCCGAAGUCGGGGCAGAUGAAAUCAGGUUUGUUCGGGAAAAGCCCUAGAAAUCACCAAAACGACGACGAAGAAGACGAUCCGUUCGCGGAGGAGGAUCUACCUGAAGAGUAUAGAAAAGAUAAGCUCAGCUUGUGGAUUGUGCUGGAGUGGCUGAGUUUGAUUCUGAUCAUCGCCGCGUUGGUUUGCACGCUCUCGAUACGUUACUUGCGCGACAAGGUAAUCUGGGAGCUUCAUCUCUGGAAGUGGGAGGCGAUGGUGUUGGUGUUGAUCUGCGGGAGGUUGGUGUCCAGCUGGAUUGUCAAGAUUGUUGUUUUCUUCGUUGAGAGAAACUUCCUUUUGAGAAAGAGGGUUUUGUAUUUUGUUUACGGAGUUAGAAAGGCGGUGAUGAAUUGCUUGUGGUUAGGGCUCGUGUUGCUUGCGUGGCACUUCUUGUUUGAUGAGAAAGUCGCGGAAGCUGCGAAUACUAAGGCCCUUCGUAAAGUGACUAAGACCAUUGUUUGUUUGUUGGUUGGGUUCUUGCUCUGGCUUGUGAAGACGUUGCUGGUGAAAGUUCUCGCGUCUUCGUUUCAUAUGAGUACUUACUUCGAUAGGAUUCAGGAGUCUUUGUUUACUCAGUACGUGAUCGAGACCUUGUCUGGUCCUCCUUUGAUUGAGAUUCAGAGGAACGAGGAGGAGGAAGAGAGGAUCAGCGUUGAGGUUAAGAAGUUUCAGAACCCUGGUGGCGGUGGUGUUGAGGCUCAGAAGAGUCCGGUUGAGAAGAGUCCGUUGCUGAUAUCUCGCGUUCUCUCUGAUGGAGGUGGGGAUAAGAAAGGGAUCACGAUUGAUAGCUUGCAUAAGCUGAAUACUAAGAAUGUUUCCGCGUGGAAGAUGAAGAGGCUGAUGAAUAUAAUAAGGCAUGGAUCGUUGACUACUUUGGAUGAGCAGCUGCAAGAUCCGAACUUGGAGGAUGAUAAAGGAAACCAGAUCAGGAGUGAGUUUGAGGCUAAGCUUGCUGCUAGAAAGAUCUUUCACAAUGUAGCCAAGCCUGGAUCAAAGUUCAUCUACCUGAAGGACAUAUCACGGUUUCUGCCAGAAGACGAAGCUUUGAAGACUUUAAGUCUCUUUGAAGGAGCAACUGAGACGAACCGGAUCAGCAAAUCAUCUCUCAAAAACUGGGUGGUGAAUGCUUUCAGAGAGAGGAGGGCACUUGCGUUGACGCUAAACGACACAAAAACAGCAGUGAACAGGCUUCACAAGAUGGUGAACAUCGUAGUUGGGAUCAUCAUAGUCAUCAUCUGGCUUAUCAUACUUGGAAUCACUUCCACCAAGUUCCUAGUGGUCAUGAGCUCGCAAGUCGUGGUUGUAGCGUUCAUAUUUGGAAACAUGUGCAAGAUAGUGUUCGAGUCUAUCAUCUACUUGUUCGUGAUACACCCCUUUGAUGUAGGCGAUAGAUGUGAGAUCGACGGAGUCCAGAUGGUUGUGGAAGAGAUGAACAUACUGACAACAGUGUUCUUGAGGUUUGAUAACCAGAAAGUUGUGUACCCGAACAGUCUCCUCUGGACUAAAUCCAUUGGAAACUACUACCGUAGUCCUGAUAUGGGAGAUGGAAUCGAGUUCUCCAUCCACAUUACUACUCCAGCUGAGAAGAUCGUGCUCAUCAAGCAGAGAAUCACAAGUUACAUUGAGGGGAAGAAGGACCAUUGGUAUCCAGCGCCAAUGAUAGUAUUCAAAGACAUGGAGUCGCUAAACAGCGUGAGGAUUGCCGUCUGGCCAACGCAUAGAAUGAACCAUCAAGACAUGGGAGAGAAAUGGGCUCGAAGGUCUCAGCUUGUUGAAGAGAUUGCCAAGAUCUGCAGAGAGCUUGACAUUGAGUAUAGGUUGUAUCCUCUUGACAUCAAUGUCAGAACCUUGCCCACUCCUACUGGUUUGCCUGUUUCCGACCGUCUUCCACCUCACUGGGCUGCUCCUGGUUCCAGCAGCAAAUGAGUCGGUAUGGAAUGUGAAACAUUUUAUAUAGUUUUGGAUCAAGAGGACCUGUGUUUUCUACUGGAUGAUAACUUCACUUUUAAUGUAAUGCACUCUGCAUAGUGUA
Messenger RNA from Brassica oleracea var. oleracea, 2941 nucleotides. Its product is annotated as mechanosensitive ion channel protein 6. NCBI's taxonomy places the organism in Eukaryota, Viridiplantae, Streptophyta, Magnoliopsida, Brassicales, Brassicaceae. Gene Ontology annotation, cellular component: plasma membrane. The transcript is spliced from 5 exons. Bases 307 to 2835 code for a protein of 842 amino acids. Gene Ontology annotation, biological process: monoatomic anion transport; transmembrane transport. The record is from RefSeq and is a predicted model, not a curated record. Gene Ontology annotation, molecular function: mechanosensitive monoatomic ion channel activity.